This is a messenger RNA of Arachis ipaensis, 784 nucleotides long. NCBI's taxonomy places the organism in Eukaryota, Viridiplantae, Streptophyta, Magnoliopsida, Fabales, Fabaceae. The record is from RefSeq and is a predicted model, not a curated record.
UAAUCUCAAUCAAUGAUGCAAGUAGUGGUAGUUGGGUAUAAGGUUCUCCGGAAAGGAGAAUGGAUAUCACUUAAUGGGUCCACCGGUGAGGUGAUACUAGGACAGCAACUACUUUCUCUUCUAACUCUAUGUGAUGAUCUGGCAACCUUCAUGUCUUGGGCUGAUGAAAUAAGGCAUCUGAAGACAAUGGCGAAUGUUGACACACUUGCAGAUGCACUAACAGCUAGACAGAAUGGUGCCCAUGGAAUUGGACCGUGCAGGACCAAACACAUGAUAUCAGAUUUCGAGGGGAUCUUCCGUGCAAUGGACGGUCUCUUGGUGACAAUCCGAUUGUUGGAUCCUCCACUUUAUGAGCUUAUUCUUGAGGGUGAGUUGCAUCACAUUGUCAGGGAGCUAACUUCGGAGACAGGAAUCAAUGAAGAAGAAAUCUUCUCUAGGAUUGAAAAACUAUCAGAAGUGAAUCCCAUGCUUGGUUACCGAGGCUGCAGGCUAGGAAUAUCAUCAUACCUAGAACUAACUGAGAUGCAAGUUCGUGCAAUCUUUGAGGCUGUAAUUUCAAUGAGUAACCAUGACAUUAAAGGUCUGCCAGAAAUAAUGGUUCCACUUGUCGGUACACCUCAGGAGUUGAAGCACCAAGUGAGUUUAAUAAGAAAUGUUGCUGUGAAAGUGUUCUCUGAGACGGGUUCCUCUCUAAGCUAUAAAGUAGGAACCAUGAUCGAGGUCCCUAGAGCUACUUUGAUUGCAAAUGAGGUAUAACUUAAAUCCUCUCUUAUUUAUCAACUCA